Hypoxylon fragiforme is the source of this 3534-nucleotide messenger RNA. Its product is annotated as SNF2 family N-terminal domain-containing protein. The transcript has 7 exons. Gene Ontology annotation, cellular component: nucleus. Lineage: Eukaryota; Fungi; Ascomycota; Sordariomycetes; Xylariales; Hypoxylaceae. Bases 424 to 3039 code for a protein of 871 amino acids. The record is from RefSeq and is a predicted model, not a curated record. Gene Ontology annotation, molecular function: ATP-dependent chromatin remodeler activity; ATP binding; DNA binding.
UGAUUAUGCAUGCAAAUUCAAGCUACAUACAGUAGCAUUAAACAUUGAACGCAUUUCAAAUUGGUGAAUGCCUAGAGUGAUUAGAUACCUACUAUGUAGGUGCCUUAAUGGGUCUAGUUAAUAGGUAUAAUAGAUCCAUGUCUAUCGCCGUUUUCAGCACACAUCCCUGGUAGUUAUUCCCCAUAUUCAUUAACGCGUGAUAGCGCAGCUAUUUCGCGUCGUCCUCGAAUUCCUCUUAACGCGCUAACAUUACUAUGUGUAAGAUAAAUCGGGUAUUCGUGAAAUCAUCACUAUUUCCUCCCAUGUUACCUGAACACUUUCCUUUUUCUUUAAACAAGUCAGAUUGACUUUUUUUACAAUACAAUUACUUUUUUCUCCCUUGGUAUCAUAAAUUGCCUGACGUAAUCCCUUUUCUUUUUCGUGAUGUCCUCUAGCUCGUCCCCAUCAGAUACUGAUUCCUUUCAUUCAUCCUCUCGAUUGCCAACCAGUGCUCCGUCUUCGCCACCCCAAGCCGACGAUAACUUAGAUAACGUCAAGAUGGCCGUCACUUCAGUAUUUACGGACCAGCAAAUGCUCAACGAAGAAAAAAAGGCUAGAGCCGAAAACACUAGGGCUGAAGCAAAGCGACUCGCUCAAAGGAGGAAGAAGGGAAAGAAGGUCCAAUUAUCUCCUCAGGAACGAGCUCGUAAGGCAAAGGAACUUGAUGAACUUCUACGAAAGAGCAAGGUCUUCAGUGAUAUCCUUACUCAAAAAACGAAAGCCCUCGGCCGUGUCGGACGUGAUUUCGACAACCAAGCAUUGGCUGAUGCUGGCUUAGAAUUAAAGCAACAGCCUAAAAUCAUGAGUGGUGGUACCAUGCGUGACUAUCAGCUAGAAGGCCUCACGUGGAUGUACGAGAUAUGUUUACAAGGUCUAAGUGGUAUAUUGGCUGAUGAGAUGGGUCUGGGUAAAACCAUCCAAGUCAUUUCACUCGUUGCUUUACUCCGAGAACAAGAGAACUACUUUGGCCCUCACUUAAUAAUUGCACCCCUGAGCACGUUAUCGAAUUGGCAGGACGAGUUUCAAAAAUGGACUCCUUCGAUACCAUUCGUCUUAUAUCAUGGUACCCCUCAGGAGCGCCAACAGAUCUUCCGUGAUAAAAUCAUGAAGCACUACCAAAAAGGCCGCCCCACCCAACGAUUUCCUGUAGUCUGUACGAGCUACGAAAUGGUCCUUAGGGAUCGUGCGAGCCUCUCCAAGAUUGAUUGGGCCUUCAUCGUAGUGGACGAAGGCCACCGAAUGAAGAAUGCAGAUGCCAAACUCUUUAGAGAGUUGCAGCAAUUCAAAUCAGCUACUCGUCUUCUUAUCACAGGAACGCCCCUGCAGAACAAUCUCAAGGAACUAUGGUCUCUGCUUCAUUUUCUGAUGCCAGAGACCUUUCUCGAUUGGGAGGCAUUCGAAGUAUGGUUCGAUUUCAGUGGUCUACAAGACGAAGAAGGCACUACGCAAUUCAUUGAGGACAAGGAAAGCCAAGACCUCGUUUCCAAGAUUCACAAGGUCUUACAGCCACUUCUACUUCGUAGAAUCAAGGCGGAUGUAGCCAACUAUCUACCCAAGAAACGGGAAUAUGUCCUGUUUGCCCCCAUGACCAAGGAACAGACAGAUCUUUACAAUGUAAUCAACGAUAAGAAGAUUGACACCAGGUCCUACUUGGAGAACAAAGUUGUCGAACGGUUGACUGGGGCUACUAACAGCCCAGCCAACUCCCGACGAUCAAGUCGCCAAUCGUCUAGAGCAACUAGCGCACGUCCGAGCGAAGUGCCAUCUCCAUCAAACAACAAUGCCUUUGCAAUGAUUAUGGGCAAAAAGGCUGUCUCAACGUUGAAGAAGAGUCCAAAAGGCAGCUCCCCCCUUGCCCAGGCCAAAGGAGUUGGCAAGAGAAAGGUUCCGCCUACUAGCGAAAGUUCAACCCCAAAGAGCAGUAAAUCAAGUCAACAGUCUACUCCGACAAGUAGCAUUCGUCGUCGGCCGCGGAGGAGUCGUCCAACAUAUAAAGCGGCGUAUGACUCUGACGACGACAAAUUAGAUGAUGAUGCAUUCGAAGAGAAGCUAGCUACCGAACUUGCUGCUAAAAACGACGAUGAUUUUGAUGACGAUCUUCGAGAUGAGGAGGAGAUUGAUCGAGCUGAGACACUCGAACUUGCCAAGCUUCAGAUCGCCGAUAAGAAAUUAGGGAAUCCCAUCAUGCAACUGAGAUUAUUAUGUAACAGUCCUCACAAUUUCUACAACCCAUGGACCUACGACGAUGACGCUGAGGUUGACGAAACCAUCGUGACCGCCUCUGGCAAGAUGCUCCUUUUAGACAGAUUGCUCCCAGCGUUGUUUGCUCGUGGCCACAAGGUCUUGAUAUUCUCACAGUUUAAGACGCAAUUGGACAUUCUCCACGACUACUGUGCAGAAUUGCGAAAGUGGAACGUAUGUCGCAUUGAUGGGGGUGUUGCCCAGGAUGAUAGAAGGCAACAGAUUCAGGAGUUCAACAAAAACCCUGAUUUUAAAAUCUUCUUGUUGUCGACCAGAGCGGGUGGUCAGGGCAUCAAUCUUGCCAGCGCAGAUACCGUUAUUCUCUUUGACAGUGACUGGAACCCGCAACAGGAUUUGCAGGCUCAGGAUCGUUGCCACCGAAUUGGCCAAACGCGACCGGUUGUGGUUUACCGCCUUGCUACCAAGGGGACAGUAGAAGAGGACCUGCUACUAAGUGCUGAUGCAAAACGCAGGCUAGAGAAGCUCGUCAUCAAGAAAGGGGGGUUCAAGACGAUGGGUCAAAAACUCGAUAGCAACGAGAUUGUUGACAAGGAGAUUCUUCAAUCCCUACUAUUAAGAGAUGGUGAAGUGUAUCAACAUUCAGGGGGAGAUCGGAUCUUGAGUGACGAAGAUGUUGAUGUCUUAUGUGACAGGAGUGACGAGGCAUUUGAGCGAGCUGCGAGAGGCGCUGGCAAUGCUGCAGGUUUCCAGGUUGUCGAAACCGCGGCAGAUGGUAUCACCCAGAUGAAAGGGAAGUAAGUGUAUUGAUAUAUUUGAAUCAGCAUUGUACCAUAGUAAGCAUUCGGCGUUACUUGGUCGGUUGGUCGGUUGGUCGGUCGGUUAGAUUAGAAUAAUGGUUCCAGACACCAUCUGUAUAUUGCAUUUAUGAGUUAUGUUUCUAGCAUUCACAAGAAUGAUUGCAACUAGAAAUAUAGGACGUUGAUUUUCCCCUAGGUACCUAAUUAUCUGCCGCAUCCUGAUCUGCCUGCUGCUUAUCGGACUAGGUUGGUUGGGACAGUCGGCGAUACGCCAGUUGCGCCAUCGCUAGGAUACGAUGACGUCUCGGAUAUUGCCAAGGUGGAUUGGUAAUAUGAUACGGGAAAGCGAAAAAGAAAGAAAGAAUACCCUAAGUUAGAUACAUGUAAGUUGUAAUGCGAGUAGUACAGGAAGGGAUAGCGAUGUAAAUAUCCAUUUGUAUGGAAAAAACCUAAGGGGCCUUUUGAUUUCCAUAAACUCUACUACAUAUGUACUAAU